AUGUGGCCCGGCAGCAACAGCACCUACCGCCUGCAGAACGUCCGCAACGGCACCAGCUUCAACAUGGACGUGCACAUCGGGAACCCGCCGUUUAUGAGCAGCGACACCCGACACGAGGAACUACCAGAAGCCGCAGCGCUGGCUGACGACGAGCGUGUCCGACAUCAACGACGGCGCGUACUCGACCACCUUCACCGACAUUCCCGCAUCAACCGUCACGAGGACCCUCCACUUGACAGCCCAACCGCCGCCCCCAGCAUAUCCUCUUCGAGCGGUCUGUCGUCCAGUGCCGCCGCGGGCAUUGGCGUCGGCGUCGCGCUGGGUGUCAUUAUCCUUGCAGCAGCGGGCUUCCUCGGCUGGAGACUCGCAGACGAGGCACUUCCAGAGUGA
This is a messenger RNA of Metarhizium acridum CQMa 102, 390 nucleotides long. RefSeq lists its product as uncharacterized. NCBI's taxonomy places the organism in Eukaryota, Fungi, Ascomycota, Sordariomycetes, Hypocreales, Clavicipitaceae. The record is from RefSeq and is a predicted model, not a curated record.